CUCAGAGAUCAACAUUACACGAACAAAGCUCCCUUUGUAUACUGGCUACUGUUACUGUGAAGAUCACGUACAAAAUACAUCACUGUGUUUGCCAGUAAAGGAGAAGCAUUAUAAGAAUAUCUGACAAAUUCAGUUGCUGAACAAGAAAAUGUCGGACAAGAUUCAGAACCAAACCUCAGACCUUCCUGAUGCACAUGGAGGGCGUCUAGAGGAAAACCCGGGCACUGGGCUAUUAAAUGUGAAGGAAGAGGAUGAGACAGAUGACAUGAAUAGUCAUCAGACUGAAAUACAUUGCUCCCUCCCUGCCGACGAAGACGACGCUGAUGUAUUGAAAGUUGAGAUAACAGAAGAUCUGUGUGUAACGCUGGGAACCCCAUAUGAGGAAACCAGUGACAGUAUCAGCCCACGCCGUAUGGAUGUGACGCCUUCUGAUGGCUCAGCGGUUGAGCACGGAAGAGAACCGUAUGUGUGUGAUCAGGUGAAGACUGAGAAGGAUGAAGUUCCUAUAAAUACGGCUACAGAUAGCUUCUUGAACUACAAUAAUCCUAGUCACGUUCAGAGUGCAGAUGCUUCUUUCAAUGUUCUUCAGUACCAAACAAGCUAUGUAGGAAAUGUAUGUACUGAAUGUGGGAAAUGUUUUAACACGAAAUCGCAACUUAUUAACCAUCUGAAAAUUCAUACAGCAAAGAAAGUGUUUUCAUGUUUGGAAUGUGGGAAAUGUUUUAGUCGGAAAUCAAUUCUUAUUAAUCAUCAGGCACUUCACAUAGGAAAGAAAGCAUUUUCAUGUUUUGAAUGUGGGAAAUGUUUUAUCUGGAAAUCAUCUCUUUGGAAUCAUCGGAAAACUCAUUUAGAAGAGAAAGCAUUUUUAUGUUCUGAAUGUGGGAAACGUUUUUCCAAGAAAUCAUAUCUUAUUGAACAUCUAAAAAUUCAUACAGCAGAGAAAGCAUUUUUAUGUUUUACAUGUGGGAAAAGUUUUACUCAGAGAUCAAAUCUCAUAACUCAUCAGAAAAUUCAUACAAAGGAGAAAGCAUUUUCAUGUUCUGAAUGUGGGAAAUGUUUUACUCUGAAAUCAACUCUUAUUUCUCAUCAGCAAAUUCAUUCAGGAAAGAACACAUUUUCAUGUUCUGAAUGUGGGAAAUGUUUUACCUGGAAAUCAAAUCUUAUUACACAUCGGAAAAGUCAUACAGGAGAGAAAGGGUUUUCAUGUUUUGAGUGUGGUAAAUGCUUUACUCGGAAAACAAAUCUUAUUAAUCAUCAGAAAGUUCAUAUGGGAGAGAAAGCAUUUUCAUGUUCUGAAUGUGGGAAAUGUUUUUCCAAGAAAUCAUAUCUUAUUGAGCAUAUGAAAAUUCAUACAGGAGAGAAAGCAUUUUUAUGUUUUGAAUGUGGGAAACGUUUUACUCAGAGAUCAAAUCUCAUAACUCAUCAGAAAAUUCAUACAAAGGAGAAAGCAUUUUCAUGUUCUGAAUGUGAGAAAUGUUUUACUCUGAAAUCAACUCUUAUUUCUCAUCAGCAAAUUCAUAAGGGAAAGAAAGCAUUUCCAUGUUCUGAAUGUGGGAAAUGUUUUACCUGGAAAUCAAAUCUUAUUACACAUCGGAAAAGUCAUACAGGAGAGAAAGAAUUUUCAUGUUUUGAAUGUGGUAAAUGCUUUACUCGGAAAAAAAAUCUUAUUACUCAUGAGAGAAUUCAUAUUGAAGGAAAUCAGGGAAAUCAUAGCUUAACCUUGUAAGUGCAGAGGGUGAUACAUAAUCAUCAUUUGCACAAUGCCUAGAGUGCUGAUGAUGAUUACAUAUACUCUGGGGGCAUUCCUUUGUAGCUGUUUGAGGCCCCUUUGCACCUAAUCUGCCGUUAUGAAAUAGUGUAGAGUGUUAAUUAUCACAGUGGGGGGGGGACCCUGUAUAGGCUUAAAUAGACUAGUGAUCACAAGGCAUCAAAACAAACAAACAUGUAUUUAUUUAAGUAAAGGUUUAUAGAAGAGAGCCCUAUGUGCAGUUCAGAGUUAUAUAAAUAUACCCAAAGGCCUUUAUUUAUAUAUUGGUAAACCCUUUUUGGUGAGGGCAUUCUAGUCAGGUGAUCAGUAGGUGACUACUUCCCUAGCCGGAAUUUUAAUUAACUAGGUGUAUUGGUUUACAGAGUGAGCCCCUAUGUUAACAUCAAAAGUGCAAGAGGCUUCCAAAAAUCUUUGGAUAAGGAUAGGCUGCAUAAAAUUAAUUGUGCUGAUUUUUUUCUUCUUUUGAUUUUCAAUUGCUAAUUUCUAUAGAAAAACACUAUUCUCAAUUAAUUUAUUUUACAAAAGUUACUUAAUGCAUUUAUAAAUCGACAAAUGUUUUGACCAUAGAGUUGAAAAAACUCAAACUGUAUUGUUUACAACCUCAUUUAUUUAAAUUGUAAUAAAAAUAUGUGUUUUCCAAC
Molecule: messenger RNA, 2409 nt
Organism: Bombina bombina (fire-bellied toad)
Lineage: Eukaryota; Metazoa; Chordata; Amphibia; Anura; Bombinatoridae
Product: gastrula zinc finger protein XlCGF26.1-like
Exons: 6
Coding region: 149-1726 (525 amino acids)
Source: RefSeq, a predicted model, not a curated record